Colletotrichum acutatum is the source of this 548-nucleotide messenger RNA. RefSeq lists its product as uncharacterized. Lineage: Eukaryota; Fungi; Ascomycota; Sordariomycetes; Glomerellales; Glomerellaceae. The coding region runs from base 221 to 499 and encodes 92 amino acids. The record is from RefSeq and is a predicted model, not a curated record. The transcript has a single exon.
CCCAUACUCAGGUGCCAUGCCUGGGCGAUUUGACGAUCUCGCGGGGAAGCACGCGGAAUGAGGUGCUUCUUUGCUUCGAGUCGCCUGUGUACCAUUCCACGGCAUUCGUGUACCUCAACAGCUCAAGCUCUCUCCCACUCAUCUUGCUUCCGCGACGCCGGUAAACGACGCACUCUUUCAGGUUCUUCAGCAAUCACUUCACCCAACGGUCUUGGCCAAGAUGAUCGAUAAGAAAACGACGAAACAGAUUGCAAAAGAGGUCUUACAACAGAUCCCAGUCCCUAAACAUCUCUCUCAGCUCAAGAAGCCGUGCUCGCCAUCUGUAGCCCCAAAUAGCAGCCAGGCGCAGAAUAGUGCCGUGUUGCCCGUUGCCACCCACGUAUUCACCACCAGCGCUACCAAGACUCAGGAGAAGUGCAAAAAUCGGCCCAUGUCUCCAUCAAACUCCAUCCCACCGCCCGCACCAACGACCAGAGUUGCCAGCAGUUGGAUGGCCUAGCAAGCCCGUUAUUCCACAAGCUUCGCCCUUGAGAGACACUACCGGGAUA